Messenger RNA from Daldinia decipiens, 1279 nucleotides. RefSeq lists its product as uncharacterized. The record is from RefSeq and is a predicted model, not a curated record. Bases 314 to 712 code for a protein of 132 amino acids. NCBI's taxonomy places the organism in Eukaryota, Fungi, Ascomycota, Sordariomycetes, Xylariales, Hypoxylaceae. The transcript is spliced from 4 exons.
AUAGUCUAGAACGUACCUACCUACCUACCUACCUAUUAUGCCUAAUAGUACCUUACAUACCUAGGUACAAGUAACUCCUUCCUACGAUACAGUUAUGUUAGGUUUCACCUCUGUUUCUUCUCGUCUCGUAUAUAGCAGAGUGACUUGAGGAGAGAGCAUGUUACAACUAAUAAUAGUUGCAUAUAUUUAUGAGCUCUUAUUUAUACUCUACACUGUCACUGGCACUUUAUCGUCUAUCUUCAGGCAGUUCCAACUCCCCUCGCCCAGUUGGGAUCCGACGAAAAAGAGCUGGUUGAAACCAAAUUACUAGAAUAUGAACCCCUGUGCGCACUGCCCCCGGACCGGGGCACCCUAUACAUACUCCGGCCCAUCGAGUCUCCCAGCCUUAAGCGUCAUCAAUCGUUGCCGCGCUGAGUGCUACAAUACGAUCGGCUGGGUACCCCCGGGAAGCAAGAUCGCCUCGCUACGGCAUUUGAAAUCCAUACAAAGCCGCCUCAACGUGUGUCUGUAUUUGGCUCUGCCCUUUAUGGUGGCAUAUGAAAAUCGCUUCUUGGGCUUCAAGUACAAAGAAGCGGUAUGGGGCGAUGGUGGGAACGGGGAGUACUGGCGGAGCUAUGCGUAUUUUCUGGCAGAUUGCCUUGUACGUUAUUCAUCCGACUACCUUACAUGCCGCAACAUAACCGGUACCACCAGGAUAUCAAUAAGGAACUAGAGUCGACCCGAGGCAGGAAAAGAAAAGAGUUAAUAGGUCACAGCAUGACUUCCAAAGGCAUAUACAUGCGACCGGAAAGCGCAGUAACUCUCGAACGUACGCUGAUGUGGGCUUUCGAGAUCGUUGGUAUUGAAUUAGGGAGGAGGUUGCUCCUGGAUUAUAACAUAGAAGCGGGCUACACAUGAUUGCCUACCUAGAAUAAAUACUCUCACUAUGUGCCUGCCUGGUCCUUUGCGGGAGUCUUCAUCUAUUCGCUAUAUGGGAGUAGGCGGUAUCACCGAUGGGCUUUGGGGUGCGUAUUGGCUAGAGCUACGUUAGGAAGUACUUAUCUGGUUAGUUGGGAAUAUUCUUCACGAAAUCGGGGGAAGAAAGGGUAAUGAUACAUAGGUUACGCCAUCGGCUUCAAUUUGCUUUUGUUCUUUUCGGAAUGAAACGUCCUCUAUUAGCACGCGCCUUGCGCAUUUGCCUAUACUACCUACAUAGCUAGGCGCCCGUCUGUCUUGUAGUAACUCGUGAUGCCAUUCGCCCAUAGGGCUGGGCCGGGCUUUGCUUUGCUUUGCUUUGCUU